Molecule: messenger RNA, 2743 nt
Organism: Gadus chalcogrammus (walleye pollock)
Lineage: Eukaryota; Metazoa; Chordata; Actinopteri; Gadiformes; Gadidae
Gene: dhrsx
Product: dehydrogenase/reductase (SDR family) X-linked
Exons: 7
Coding region: 234-1211 (325 amino acids)
Source: RefSeq, a predicted model, not a curated record
AAAACGCGCUCCACAUUUAACACUUUUAAUAGACUACUUUAACACUUCAAUACUGCACUGUACUUUUAACAGUUUUAUCAUACUUUGAAAACUUUAAUACUUUGAACAUUUUAAUACAUUUAACACAUUUCAACACUUUCAACACAGAGGUUUGCUUUUUUGGAGGACGGCCAGAACUACUGACACGGAGCAGCGGUUCAACCCGGACCGGACACCCCGUUGCACCAGGAGGGAUGUGGCUGCUCGCAGUGUUUGUGCCCCUGAUGCGGGUCUAUUUAUGCGGCGUUAAAGUGCUUAUUUAUCAGCUGUUCAACAGGUCUUUCACGUUACCAGUCCUCCCCCGGCAGAAUGGACGCGUUGCCAUAGUGACCGGGGGGGCCCGCGGCAUGGGCUUUGAGAUCGCGAGACACCUGGCCGGCCUUGGAAUGCACGUUCUGAUAGCGGGGAACAUGGAGUCUGAGGGCCUGGCAGCCGUGGCAACGAUUCACCAGGAGGUCAAAGAGGGGAAAGCUGAGUUCCUGUAUCUGGACAUGGCCUCUCAAAAGUCUGUCCGUCUGUUCGCUCAGCGUUUCAAGGACCGCGGCCUCCCUCUGCACGUCCUGGUCAACAACGCGGGCGUCAUGCUGGUUCCGGAGCUCCAGACGGAGGAAGGGGUGGAGCUUCACUACGGGCUGAACUUCCUGGGGCACUUCCUGCUGACGGGGCUGCUCCUGGAGACGCUGGCCCGCUCCGGGACGCCGGGCCGCUCCGCCCGCGUGGUCAACAUGGCGUCCGCCACUCACUACGGGGGGCGGCUGGACCUCGACAACCUCAACAGCAGGGGGUGCUACAGCGCCCACGGCGCCUACGCCCAGAGCAAGGUGGCCCUGGUGAUGUUCGGCCAGCGGCUGCAGAGGCGUGCGGCGGCCCGCGGCCUCCACGUCACGGCCAACGCCGCCGACCCCGGCAUGGUGGACACGGCGCUCUACGACUUCCUGAGCGCCCCCGCCAAGCUGGCCAAGAGGCCCUUCACCGGGCUGCUGUUCAGGACGCCGGCGGAGGGGGCGUCGACCGCCAUCUACGCUGCGGUCAGCCCUGAGCUGGAGGGCGUGGGGGGGCGGUACCUCUACAACGGCGAGGACCGGCCCGCCGCGGCCUGCACCUACGACCAGGACCUGCAGGGGGCGCUGUGGAGCAGCAGCUGCGCCCUGGCCGGCCUCCAGGACGCCUGAGGGACCCCACCACCUUUGGCCCCUCCCCCACGUCCUUUAAUAAUAAUAAUAAUAAUAAUAAUACAUUUAAUUUAGAGGCGCCUUUGGCCCCUCCCCCACGACCUUUGACCCCCAACGGCCGAUCACCCUCCCACCCGGUGGUAUAAUAUGUCUCCUGUGAGCUCUGAGCCAGAGGCGGGCUGUUAGCUCAUUCGAUGGUCUCGCCGUUUGAUUGCUUUUGAGUCCACUGCCGAGACAGGAAAUACUUCCGCUGUAUAAAUCGAUCCUUCCUCACUUCCGCACAAAAUAAUGUCCUGAGAAAUGGUGUAGGAACCUAUUAUGUUCUUCUUAUAACAUAAGGACAACUUGUAGUGAUGGGGUGACACAAGAACACAGGUCGAAGCGUCGCUCUCCACUGAACUGAAUUAGUCAGGGGAGGACCGUGUUACAGGGGACACUCAACAGGUGCUGUACAACGCCCGCUAAGGCAUAGGAAGUAGAGCGCCCAACCCGUCCGAGCCCGACACUUAAAGUCUAUUUUUUCUCACUAAUGACACGUUUACGUUUGUGUGUAUGAAAGCACGCCUUAAUUAAACAACUGCAAGGCAUUUGGAAAUGUCAACAGAUGAGUUAACAGCGAGCACAGGACCGCGCGCUCGUGACGCAGAAUCAUAACCAACUGAAAUUCACAUAAAAAAAAAAAAACGCACGGUAACGGUAAAUUCCACAAAAUGACACAAGAGGUUCUGAGGUUGAGCGAGCACAGGACCGCGCGCUCGUGACGCUGGAUCAUAACCAACUCAAAUUCACGUUAAAAAAAAAGCGCAUGAUUAAAAAAAAGUGCACGAUAACGGUAAAUUCCACAAAAUGACACAAGCGGUUCUGAAGUUCUGUAGGACAGGUAGCCUAUGACAUUCAAAUGAAGUAAAAUUAAUGUUAACACAAAAGCCACUCCCACGCCAGCUGAGCCCGAGCAUCAUCUCUAAAUGUUCAGAACCUCACUUCUGUGCCAAAAAAAUGGUAAUGUCAAAGUUUGUGAAACACAUCUUAAUCAGCUAGCUAGUUAAAAAGAUUCAGCAGCUAGUUAGCUCAAAUUAUUCAUCAGCUAGUUAGCACCAGUUAUUCAGCAGCUAGCUAGCUGAAAAUCCAGUACUUCAGGGUCCUGAGAAGCAGUUUAACCGCAGUGGUCUUAAAGGGAGAGGGAGCCGUUCCUGUGUGGACAGGUCCUUGAUGGUUCCCAGCAGGUGCAGGUCAGGAAGAGGUCUCCAAGGAACCCAGGAUUAUUGUAGGAAGUUCAGGAGGAAGGGUCAAGGAAGCGUCACUUAAUUUAGCUAAAUUUCUGCUUCCAAAGUGUAGUUUUGAAACAAUCUGGUUGAGUUCUGAUUGUGUCCAUAGGAUAGAGGUUUGAAAAGGUUCACAUUUUUUACUUAGGAGUAUGUGUUUAUCAUCACUGUGAUGCCCUGUUUGAUCACGUUUAUUUCAUUUGGUGGUGUUCACCAAAUAUAUCUUCUGUUAAAUAAUGAAUAAAAUACUUUGAAAUUACACAAAAAAUA